AUGGCUGAUUAUUGGAAAAGUAAUCCAAAAAAAUAUUGUGAAUUAUGUAAAUGCUGGAUGGCUGAUAAUAAAAUCAGUAUUCAAAAUCAUGAGAAUGGUAUGCGUCAUAAAGCUAGUGUAGCCAAGAAAGUGAAUGAAUUAACUCGUAGUAAGAAAACUGCUGAAACAGAUAAGAAAAGCUUAGAAACUUGUUUACAACAGAUGAAUGAUAAUGCUCAUAUCAGUAUGAUGAAGGAUUUGGAGAGAGAUCCGUCGUUAGCGAAACAAUAUGGGAUUGUAUUAGCUAAAUCAGAUACAGGAAAGUCAAAUGAAGAGAAAAGUGAAGAAAAGUCAAGGGUCAAUAAAUCUCGUCUUGAUCCACCCAAUCCUGAGAAUAUAUGGAAGGAGUCGAUUACACCAGAUGGUAAACAUUAUUACUGGAAUGUAGCUACACGUGUUACACAAUGGACACGACCAGAUGGUGUUAUUGAACCAGAUAAUCGAUCAGUAAAAGAAGAGAAGGAUAGAUUAAAAGAUUUUGUUUUAAACCGUUUAGUAGAAUUAAGUGAGUCUGGAUCUAAAGGUGCCAAUGAAGCAGUACUUCAAGCAUUUAAUCCAUCAUCUGUAGCAGAGAUCGAACCUGUUGUAGACAAAUUAUCAGCUGAUACAUCUAAUGAUGACCAACAGUUGAAUACAGGAAAACAUAGAGAACCUGUUCAGUUUGAUGGACCACGAAUUGACUUACUUGGUCCUUGGGUUCGUUGUGAUGAUAUUCCUAAACCAAAAUUACCAAAACUUGAUCUACCUGAUACAAUAAAUAAUUAUACUAAACAACAUUCACAGAUAUCAGAUGUUAUCAAUGAAAAGUUAACUAUUCUUACACAAUUAGAAGAGACAACUGAAAAAUACCAUGAAAAUUCAUCUCUACUUAAUCUCAAAGAGAAAGUAAUUCCUCCUGGAUGUUGUUCACUAGGAAAUAUUAAAAAAUCUGAUAAUAACAAUUGUAAUAUAGAACAAUCAAAUAAUAAUCCAGCUCGUAUUGUGUUUCGACGUCGACCUACAGCUAAUCGGACUAUUCGUCCACCUCAGAAUGAUGAAUAA
Messenger RNA from Heterobilharzia americana, 1080 nucleotides. The record is from the annotation of a GenBank genome assembly. NCBI's taxonomy places the organism in Eukaryota, Metazoa, Platyhelminthes, Trematoda, Strigeidida, Schistosomatidae.